UCUCCCACUCCCUCUCUCUCUCUUGUUAGUAACUAAAUUGUGGGCAGCUAUUCGCAAACAUUUCACAAAAUACUCUGAGUCUGCAUUAAUUCGUACGUUGCAAACUUAAACAAUAGACAAUGCCACGCCCACGUGCCAAUGGGCGCAUCGCCACAUUGGCGCUCAUUAUCAAUGCCGCAUCCAUUCUGCUGCUAAUGAUGACAACGCCAGCGCCCACAAAGGCCGAGAUACCUUCAAAGGGCAAACACACGCGCGUGGACUCACAGCAAACGACACAUGAAGAUGCGGACAUGCCGCGCUUCGCCGAGCCCAUUGCCAAUGUGACAGUGUCGAUUGGCCGCGACGCGCUGCUCGCCUGCGUGGUGGAGAAUCUCAAGGGCUACAAGGUGGCCUGGGUGCGCGUCGAUACUCAGACCAUACUCUCGAUUCAUCACAAUGUAAUUUCGCAAAAUAAUCGCAUCAGCUUGACCUACAACGACCAUCGCUCGUGGUAUUUGCAUAUUAAAGAAGUGGAGGAAACCGAUCGUGGCUGGUAUAUGUGUCAAGUGAAUACGGAUCCCAUGCGCUCUCGCAAAGGCUAUCUCCAAGUAGUGGUGCCGCCGAUGAUUGUCGAGGGCAUGACCAGCAACGACAUGGUCGUCCGUGAGGGUCAGAACGUAUCGCUGAUGUGCAAGGCACGCGGCUAUCCCGAGCCCUACGUCAUGUGGCGCCGCGAGGACGGCGAGGAGAUGCUCAUUGGCGGCGAACAUGUCAAUGUGGUCGAUGGCGAGCUGUUGCACAUAACCAAAGUGAGUCGUCUACAUAUGGCCGCCUAUCUAUGCGUCGCCUCCAAUGGGGUGCCGCCCUCCAUAAGCAAGCGCGUCCAGUUGCGUGUGCAGUUUCCGCCCAUGCUAUCGAUACCAAAUCAACUGGAAGGCGCCUAUGUGGGCCAAGACGUGAUGCUCGAGUGCCAUACAGAGGCCUAUCCCGCAUCGAUUAACUACUGGACCACCGAGCGAGGCGACAUGAUAAUAUCGGACACUUCUCGAGCUGGCGAUAAAUACGAGACCACAUCAACCGUCAGCGGUUAUACGAAAUACAUGAAGUUAAAAAUUCGCGGCGUUGGCCCCAACGAUUUUGGCACCUAUCGCUGUGUUGCAAAAAAUUCGCUUGGCGAAACCGAUGGCAACAUUAAACUUGACGAAAUGCCCACGCCUACAACAGCCAUAAUAUCCGAAAUGGCCAUGCUGAAUCGCAGCUAUGAUGGCAAGAGACGUCAUAGAAAUAAAUUUGACUCGGCUAACGCUUUGCCUGAUUACGGGGUUGAGGAGUGGCGUGACGGUGCUCAAGGCAACCAUGCUGGCAACAUUGGCGAUAACAAUCAAACGCCCGUGCGUAAUCCGCCCGGAGCAUUUCACAAUUCUGCAGGCUCACUGGCGCAGCAUAAUCUACUUGGUAAAAUAAUGCGCGGCAUUAAAACGCAAUCAUUUGGGAUUUUCAAACGUUUAUCGAGUUAUUUGCCGACGGCGGCGGCGGCGGCGACGUUAGCCUGGCGCUGGCCUAGCUGGCGUAUGAGUAAUAUGAAAAAUCAGCCCCAGACACCGGAGACCGCUGUCAGCAGCAACGCAGCAGCAGCAGCAGCAGCAGAGCACAGCAUCAAUAUGGGGGCGUGCCAAAGUCUGUCGCGCAUAAUUCACAUUGCUCAUACGCCGCGUGUGGCGCUAGCGUCAACGCCCAGCCAUUGGCCAAAGCUCAUUUGCAUAGUAAUAUUAGCAGGCAUUUAUGUAGCUACCAAUGUAACGCCAAAGUUGUUGUUGCCGCUCAUGUUGCUGCUGCUGCAUUUUAUGCAACACUCGCUACACUUUCUAUUAGUGCGUCGCAUGGGCAACAUUUAG
Molecule: messenger RNA, 1874 nt
Organism: Drosophila busckii
Lineage: Eukaryota; Metazoa; Arthropoda; Insecta; Diptera; Drosophilidae
Gene: DIP-kappa
Product: Down syndrome cell adhesion molecule-like protein 1 homolog
Exons: 12
Coding region: 120-1874 (584 amino acids)
Cellular component (GO): neuron projection
Source: RefSeq, a predicted model, not a curated record